Messenger RNA from Tachysurus vachellii, 1256 nucleotides. RefSeq names its product syntaxin-11-like. Gene Ontology annotation, biological process: intracellular protein transport; exocytosis; synaptic vesicle fusion to presynaptic active zone membrane. The coding region runs from base 127 to 954 and encodes 275 amino acids. The record is from RefSeq and is a predicted model, not a curated record. The transcript has 2 exons. Gene Ontology annotation, cellular component: SNARE complex; endomembrane system; synaptic vesicle. Gene Ontology annotation, molecular function: SNAP receptor activity; SNARE binding. NCBI's taxonomy places the organism in Eukaryota, Metazoa, Chordata, Actinopteri, Siluriformes, Bagridae.
CUCACGUAGUACUAGCACAUCAGCUCAAUUACUCAGGUCUGACAGAAGCUCGAACACGCCUCAAGGUCACGUGACUCGACUACCUGUCUCUGGAGAAGGCGAAGGCCGGGAUCUUAUCUUACAAAAAUGUUUCCAGCUAUAAAGGACAGACUAAGCCAUCUUCAGGCAUUCUCACCAUCCUGCAGUGAUGUGGAUAUAUGGGAAAGCAAUCCCGACCCUGAGAUGGAGGCCAUAUUUGAUGAGGCUGAAAACAUUCGCCACGAGAUUCAACUCAUCCAUUUGGAUGUGAAGCGGCUUGAAGAGCAGAACUCUCGUGUUCGAAAUGAACUACCAAAUUCCAGCACUGUGAAGCAAGACUCUAAUGUCAUUGCUGCUAGCAUCAAGUCCCAUGCUAAAGACGUGCUUGGACGUCUUCGCGGUCUGGACAUUCAUGCUAGCGAGCUGGAGAAAAAGCAUGGGAUGAACAGUGCACUUUCUAGAAUUGCACGAACACAAUAUGCUGGUUUGAGUAGCAGCUUCCGUGAUGUGAUGAUGGAAUACAACAAGGCAGAGAUGAGCCACAGGGAGUCGUGCAAAGCACAUAUCCAGAGGCAGAUGGAGAUUGUGGGGCGAGAGGUGACUGGUGAGCAGAUUGAGGAAAUGCUAAGUAAUGACCAGUGGAACAUCUUUAGUGAGAACCUGGUAACAGAAGGGAAAACAGCACAGUCUGCUCUGAACCAAAUUGAAAAUCGACACACGGAGCUGCUGGAAAUGGAAAGCCGCAUAAGGAGCAUCCAUGAAGUUUUUCUAGACAUGGCCAUGCUGGUAGAAGAACAGAACAGCAUGAUUGACUACAUACAGACAAAUGUCCAAAAAACUGAUGCAGAUAUAAAGAAUAUGCUGGUAAAGCUGGAAAAGGCCAAGAAAUAUAACAGGAACGGCCCCUUCAAGAAGAUCUUUUUCAGGAGGCGUUAAUCAACAUGUAACUGCACUGUUUGCAGUUUUGGGACUUUGCUUGCUCUUGUGAUUUUUUUUUGUGUACUAUUUAAGAGAGUUUUUUUUUUUUAUUUUAAUUGAUAAUAUUAAAUGGAGGAUAAUAUACCCACACUGACUUACUAAGCUAUUAAUACUGUUGAUAAGUUUGUCUACUGAAUAAAUCAGCCUCGUUUUACAUAUCAGGCUGUAACAAAGAUUUUUUUGUACGAAAAAAGUUUUUUCUCUCACAUAUUUGAUUUUGUGUGAAUUUUGGAAGUAAUAAAGAAAUGUUGAAUGCUUAA